AUGCGAGCAGACAAUAAAAAAGCCGACGAUGCAAAGCAUCAUGAGCACCCCGAACUCGACAAGGGGGUCAGGAUACCGACAGAAGUAGGCACCCUGCAGCGCCGGCUCAAGUCACGCCAUGUUCAAUUCCUUGCUCUAUCUGGUGCUAUUGGAACUGGUCUCUUCGUGGGUACAGGUCAGAUCCUUUCGGUGGCUGGACCAUUAUCGAUGGUCCUUGCGUAUCUCAUCACUGGAUUUAAUCUGUACGCGGUGAUCAACAGCAUGGGUGAAAUGGCGACCUGGCUUCCAUUACCUGGCGCUGUUCCCGUAUAUGCAUCUCGAUUUGUUGAUGAGGCUCUGGGAUUCACGCUGGGUUGGAACUAUUGGUAUCAAUUUGCCAUAGGUGUUCCGAUUGAAAUAAGUGCAGCUGCUCUUGUAAUCGACUACUGGCCCAAUAACAUUUCCUCUGCCGUGUGGAUUACUUUACUCUACGUGAGUAUUUUCGCCCUCAACUGCCUUCCUGUUCGAGCCUAUGGUGAAAUCGAGUUUGUGCUUGGUUCUAUCAAGCUUUUAACCAUUGUGGGGUUGAUGUUGCUCAUGUUCAUCAUCACACUUGGUGGAGCUCCGACACAUGACCGCAUAGGAUUCCGCUACUGGGAGAAUCCAGGUCCAAUGAAUACUUAUUUGGAAGACGGAUCCUUAGGCCGCUUUCUAGCUUUUUGGAAAGUUUUCAUCCAAGCCACCUUUAGCUAUGGUGGCUCAGAAAUUGUCGUCGUCGCAGCUGGAGAAUCUGAGAAUCCGCGCAAAAAUAUUCCAAAAGCAGUCAAGAGAGUGUUCUGGAGAAUUGCCAUAUUUUACGUUGGCAGUGUGUUCCUUGUCGGCCUAUGUGUCUCAUCUAAAGAUAAUAGGUUACUCAACGCCAUUGAUGCAGGCGCGGCAGGCGUGGGAGCAAGCCCUUUUGUUAUUGCAAUCGAGAAUGGUGGUAUUCAGGUGCUACCAUCUAUCAUCAAUGCCGUUGUUCUCACAUCAGCGUUUUCAGCUGGCAAUUCUUUCUUUUAUGCCUCAACUAGAAUUCUGUAUUCCACGGCAUUGGACGGAAAAGCGCCUCGCCUGCUCCGAUUUGAAAAGUUUGGAGUCCCAUAUGCCUGUGUUGCUGUCACUGCUGCUUUGAGCUUACUUGUGUACCUCAAUGUCGCAUCAAGCUCGGCUGAAGUCUUUUUCUGGAUUAGCAACCUAAGCUCUGUGAGCACAUUGAUCGUGUGGUCGUCAAUUUCUGCGACCUAUGUUCGUUUCUAUCAAGGACUGAAAUACCAUGGUAUCCCACGGUCGACCCUUCCAUUCAAGUCACCUUUCCAGCCCUUCCUAGCCUGCUUUGCGAUAGUGUUCUCCUUGACUGUGGCAUUCUUCAAUGGCUUUGAUGCUUUCUUUCCUGGUCAUUUCAGUGCCAAGACCUUCAUCCCGCCUUACAUUGACAUUCCCAUCUUUGCUUGUCUUUUCCUAGGCUACAAGUUCCUGAAAAGAACGAAGUUUGUCAAGGUAGAGGACAUGGAUUUCUGGUCUGGCAAAGAAGAGAUCGACCGGCUAGAAUCCUUGUGGGAAGAGCCUAAGCCUCGCAACUUUCUUGAGCGAAUAUGGUUCUGGAUUGCGUGA
This is a messenger RNA of Penicillium griseofulvum, 1629 nucleotides long. Its product is annotated as Amino acid/polyamine transporter I. The coding region runs from base 1 to 1629 and encodes 542 amino acids. Gene Ontology annotation, biological process: amino acid transmembrane transport. Gene Ontology annotation, molecular function: amino acid transmembrane transporter activity. The record is from RefSeq and is a predicted model, not a curated record. Lineage: Eukaryota; Fungi; Ascomycota; Eurotiomycetes; Eurotiales; Aspergillaceae. Gene Ontology annotation, cellular component: membrane. The transcript is spliced from 2 exons.